Molecule: messenger RNA, 1789 nt
Organism: Lethenteron reissneri (Far Eastern brook lamprey)
Lineage: Eukaryota; Metazoa; Chordata; Hyperoartia; Petromyzontiformes; Petromyzontidae
Product: secretory carrier-associated membrane protein 1-like
Biological process (GO): protein transport
Cellular component (GO): trans-Golgi network membrane; recycling endosome membrane
Source: RefSeq, a predicted model, not a curated record
CUCGCUCCGGCAUGCUGUGUGCGUGGGUUUCCUCUGGGAACUUUGAGAAGACUGCACUGGAACUACUCAACAAGACGGAGAUGGCGCCGACCGACGGCACGCGGGCAGGGUCCAGGUGGGUGCAGGUGAGCAGGUGGGGGCCAGGGGCGGGGCCAGGGGCGGGGCCACGCCCCGUGGUCACGUGGUCCAGCACCCCCACCCCCCACCCGCCAUUUCGGACCCCCCGGGGCCGCUCCUCGCUCCGUCUCCCCGCUCCGUCUCCCCGCGACAGCUGCUCCGCCAUGGCGCACAUCGACGAGAACCCCUUCGCGGACCCCGUUCUCAACCACCCCUUCCAGGACCCUGCUGUGACCCAGGUGACCGACUCCUCCAACCGAGGCCUCACAGAGUACAACCCCUUCGCCUCUGAUGACUUCGGCCGACAGAUCAACUCCACGGUGCCCGUGGGACCAGCAGGAGCCCCUCCACUGGCAUCGCAAACCCAGCCGGCCGUGAUGCAGCCCACCGAGGAGCCCCCCACCUUCCCAGCGCAGUUGCCCUCCCAACAGAUGGGCAGUGCCAUCACCGCCGAUCUGAAGCGCCAGCAGGAGGAGCUAGAGCGGAAGGCGGCCGAGCUGGACCGGCGCGAGCACGAGAUGCAGGGGCACAACUACAAUGCACGCAAGAACAACUGGCCACCCCUGCCAGCCAAGUGCCCCGUGGGGCCCUGCUUCUACCAGGACUUUGCAAUAGACAUUCCUCUCGACUUCCAGCGCACGGUGCGCAUCCUCUACUACAUGUGGAUGUUCCACUCCAUCACGCUAUUCCUCAAUGUGCUCGGCUGCCUCGCCUGGUUCAUUGUCGACGCCUCCAAGGGCGUGGACUUUGGACUGGCCAUUGUGUGGUUCAUCGUGUUCACGCCGUGCUCCUUUGUCUGCUGGUAUAGGCCGGUCUACAAGGCGUGCAGGAGUGACAGCUCCUUCAACUUCUUCCUCUUCUUCUUCAUAUUCUUCGCUCAGUUCGUAGUGCACGUGCUGCAGGCUGUCGGCAUCCCAGGCUGGGGAAACUGUGGAUGGAUCUCCACGAUCGGAGCAUUUUCAUCGAACAUCGCCGUGGGUGUCAUACUCUCCAUCAUCGCCGUCAUGUUCACCGCCUCGGCCGCCCUCUCCCUCAUCAUGCUGAAGAGGGUGCACUCGAUGUACCGACGUACAGGCGCCAGCUUUGAGAAGGCGCAGCAGGAGUUUGCACAGGGCGUGUUCACCAACCGCACGGUGCAGAACACGGCAGCCAAUGCCGCUGCCGCCUCCCUGCGCGACCCCAUGUGAUCCUCUCGCCCCUUCGCUCUGCCCCCACACCUGGACCCCCCCUGCCCUCCACUCCCAACGACCCCGACUGCCCCUUCUGGCCCCUGCCGGAGGUCGUGGGGCAGCGGCUGCCGGCAUGAAGCUGAGGAAGAGUGUGCGGCACCCCUCCUGGCACGCGGCGUGUUGUUACACUCGCUCGCGCACUCGCACACACCAAUCACGCACAUCAUCUUGGAAACGCACACAUGCACAAGCACACACCAUCGCACACACAAGCACACACCAGCGAACACCAUCGCACAUACCAUAGCACACACACAAGCACACACUAUCGCACACACAAGCACACACCAUCGCGCGCACACCAUCACACACACAAGCACACCAUCACACACACAAGCACACACCAUCACACACACACAAGCACACACCAUCGCACACACAAGCACACACCAUCGUACACACAAGCACACACCAUCGCACACCCAAGCACACACCAUCACACA